Drosophila innubila is the source of this 3541-nucleotide messenger RNA. RefSeq names its product octopamine receptor. The record is from RefSeq and is a predicted model, not a curated record. Gene Ontology annotation, cellular component: membrane. Lineage: Eukaryota; Metazoa; Arthropoda; Insecta; Diptera; Drosophilidae. The coding region runs from base 155 to 2041 and encodes 628 amino acids. Gene Ontology annotation, biological process: adenylate cyclase-activating adrenergic receptor signaling pathway. The transcript is spliced from 5 exons. Gene Ontology annotation, molecular function: G protein-coupled receptor activity.
ACCAUCGUUGAUCAGAGGAUACAAUAAUAAUAAUCUAUGUAAAAAAAUGAUCAAAUUAAACACUUACAACUAUGAUGGCAACAUAAAGCUAACUUGAACUACCAUGUUGAUCCAAGUAGUAGAAUAGAUUGUGCUCAUUCUGCUGACAGCAUCUAUGGGUGGCCAUUUACAGUCGGAUUUUCCUAGCGCCUUCGUCCUGCCACUGAUGUAUGUGGCAACAACUUUGCUUGCCACAAGCGGUGUUUUUGGAUUCCAGCAAAACAUUUCAAUUGCUUACGAAAAUCUUCUGGAAACAUGGAACUUUGACAAUCGCACACUGUCAGCAACACCAUCAUCAACAACAACAUUAACAUCAACAUCAACACCUUCAACCACAACCACAGCAGAAAACCAGUCGUCGUCUCAGUCAACUUUAAACGAUUCUAGCCAUGAUGGCAUUGAUGAAACUGUGCCUUCCUUAACACCAUUCAAUUACUACAACGAAUCUGCCGCAGCGGCCGAAUGGUCUCACUUUUAUGAUCUCAUUUUAUCCUGGCAGGGCAUUUGUUUGAUUGCCGUCUUCUGUACAUUUAUCGUUGUCACAGUCAUUGGGAACACUCUCGUCAUUUUGGCUGUUCUGACCACAAGAAGGCUUCGCACCGUUACAAAUUGCUUUGUCAUGAGUUUGGCUAUUGCUGACUUACUUGUCGGCCUUUUCGUCAUGCCUCCGGCUGUGGCUGUUCACCUCACUGGUUCGUGGCAACUCGGUUGGAUACUUUGUGACAUUUGGAUAUCCUUCGAUGUUCUACUCUGCACGGCAUCUAUUUUAAGCUUGUGCGCAAUCAGCGUUGAUAGAUACCUAGCUGUUACCCAGCCCCUCACCUACUCACGUAAGCGACGUUCGAAGCGCCUCGCGCUUUUAAUGAUUCUUAUCGUUUGGAUACUGGCGUUGGCCAUUACGUGUCCCCCCAUGCUAGGCUGGUACGAACCAGGACGACGAGAUUUACGAGAGUGCCGCUACAAUCAAAAUGAAGGAUACGUCAUAUUCUCAGCGAUGGGUUCAUUCUUUAUACCCAUGGCUGUAAUGAUUUAUGUUUAUGCGAGAAUUUCUUGUGUUAUUGCAAAUCGACACGACAAUAUGACCGACAUUAAUGUUCACAAUAAGAAAUUUAAACGCUACACCGCCGCCGAUGUUGAAAACGAGUUUUCCGAACAGGAGCCCAGUACGGGCUUAAAACAGAAACAGACAACGGCACGGACAUUCUCCAAUCAGACUAUAUCCAAGGAUCUACAUGAAAUUGUACUGAGCGAUAGCGACAAUCUCGGCGUGGCAAAUGCAACUGGGGUUCAUGCUGGAAAUUGCCAGUCAUUGCUGGCCCUACCAUCGACCCACAGUGGCAGUGGAAAAAGCGGUUGCUACGAACUAACGCGACCCUCCUCUUUAUCCCUGAAACGUGCGUCCACCGCUUCAACGACAAUGACCACAAUGACAAGUGGUUUGGGUCCAAGCAGCAGUCUAUUAGAUGCACAAUGGCAGGCCCAACCGCAACAACAGCAGCAACAGCAGCAACAGCAGCAACAACAACAUGUGCGACCCCACAGCCUACAGCAUUCGCAUCUUACAGUGGGUGGUGUGGGUGGUGGUGGCAACCGACUACGUGGCAGCCAUUAUCAUCAUCCAUCAGGGUCAGCUGGGACGACUGAUGCAUCCACUGCAACGUCAACUAAUAUGAAAUCUCUAUCGAAUCGCAUUACUUCGCUUAAAAAGGAAAACAAAACGACACAGACGUUAAGCAUUGUCGUUGGUGGUUUCAUUGCAUGUUGGCUACCAUUUUUUGUCUACUAUCUCAUAACACCAUUUCUGGCCGAGCAUCAAGUCAGUCGCAUGCUGGCCAAGGCGCUCACCUGGCUCGGCUGGUUUAACAGUGCCAUCAAUCCCUUCAUCUAUGCAUUUUACAGUGUCGAUUUUCGCGCUGCCUUCUGGCGUUUAACCUGCAAACGAUUUUUCAGCGAUGGCCAGAAACCACAGUUUCCCACAAACACCAUGUCAAUUCGACGAUAGUUGUGGCAUGUCACAUGCUCACCCACCUGCCCCCUCCGAGCCCUGAUCCGAGCUGAUAAUCGGGAUACAACUUGGCAGCAUCGUAAUUUUGCAUCUGGGUAAUGCAAAUAGAGCCUGUUGUGAGCAAAUUUAAGCUUGCUUAUUACACUAGGCAACAAAAUUUAGUAUGUUUUUUUGUACAUCAGAUGAUAAACAAAAAACUGCGUUCUUUUUUUAAUUUUUUCUAAACAUCGCAACCGAUUUUAAAAAGGUAAAAGCUAAUGCAUAUUCCUGUCAUUCAAUCAUUCAAAUAGUUAACUUGGUAACAUAUCCAAUUUGGCUGUUGCAUAGUGUUAUUAACUAUGCUGCUAAACUAUUGUCAUCAUCAGCACAAAGUAAUUAAAUGUAAAAUGGUUAAUUAAAUGUUAAUUUAUGCAGUGUGUCUGUUGCUCUUGAGUGUCGUUUUCUCAACUGAAUAAACACAGAACUAUUCAUGCAUACAUGAAUAUAUUCAAGUCAAGGAGUUCAACGAAGAAAUUUCUAGUUAGCAUAACUAACUCAACAAUGUGUGUCAAUAAGGAUCGGGGUCAGGUGGAGGUGAAAUGUGAGAAAAGUGUCAUCUCGCUAUCGUAAAUACCAUAAAUAUGCGUUUUUAUUGGUAUGUAAAUAUAAAAACAGUAUAUAAACAUAGCAUUUAGAUAGAAACCUAGUAUUUAUGCACCUUUUUAUUGUCAAAUAAACUUCCCUGUAAUAAAAUUUGAGAUUAAUAUAAUGUCUACUUCCACAGCAAACAUCAUAGUAUUGUUCUAUGUACCUAAAGGUAUUUUAAACUAUGAACAUGAAUAUACAAAUAUAUAUACAUACAUAUAUUAAAAUUUUAUUGUGAUUUAGUGUUAAUCAAACCAAAAAUGCUACCCGAAAAAUACAAAAUACAUAUGUGCAUGUAGAUUAUAAUAAUAUAUAUUUUAGCAUUUAACUAGAUGUAGUCCAACAAGCUCGAUUUAAAAAUUAUGGCUUUUAGUCCUUGUAGUUUGCCGUCAAAAAUAAAAUGGCAAAGUGACCGUUACAAAUUUUGGAAAAUAUAAAAAUUAUUUAACGCAAAUAAUUAUAAUUAUAUGUGCAUGUGUGGGUCAAAUGAUGUAGUACAUAUUUAUUAUUCCAUUGUUGUAAGUAGUAUCUGCUGUAAAAUGUAACAGUAUUUUUGCUGGAUUUAAAAUAAGCCCGUUGUAAAACAUCAAAUUCAAAACAUGUCAAAACUUUAUCGCAAAUUCCACUUUACCCACCGCUCAGUAUCAUUUAAACACGAUUAAACUCUGCACUCAAAAAUGCCAUAUACUCUACAUUAACAUACACAUAAGCACAUAAUUCACUUUAUCUAUACAUAUGCAUUUUAAAUAAAAAUCAGUUUUAAUUUAACGCGGGUAAAUACAUUCAUAAAUGUAAUCAUAUAAACAUGUUAUGUACUAAAUACUAAAUACAUGGAAGUUGUGGAGGCUCUUAAUGUGCUAGUAAUAAAAAUAA